AGACCUCGCCGAGCCGAAGUUAAAGAAUCAUCGAAUAGGCAACACUUUUGAGAGUGGCCGCCGCUGCAACACCACCUGUCACUUUCUAAAGUACCAUGGCUAAGGUAGUGUCUCAAGAGACUUACGACAGCGUAGUGUUGGAGAACUGUGUUGACUUUGAAUUAUCAGCUGAUGAGGCUCAUGUGGAUGCCCAGAAUGAGUUUGAUGCUCAGGGAGUCCACCUUGGCAUCAUUGUGAAAGACGGAAAGCUGAGUGCUGACAAGAAGAGUAUUGAACACAACAUCCUUAUAGCCUUGGGUCAGUUGAAGACUGCUGUGGCUGCAGCUGAUAAUGGUUCUCCAAGCCUAGAAGAGGUGAAAGAGCCUCUGGCUACCUUUACCACAGCCUGUAGAGUGUCUGUGGCCCAUCGAGUCCUUGCCAACAACAAUGGUGCAUAUGACACACUCCUCAAACUCGUCAAACAAUGCCAGGGAGACACAACCCUCUUAUGUCCUUCCCUGCAAGCCAUGGUCGCCCUGACAGAGUUCAACCCUGACAUAGUGUCUAGUGAGGGCUACAGAGUCCUGCUGCAGUUGCUGGAGGAAUGGAGUAGUCGUUUGGAGGAACCUGUUGUCCUUGAAUUCCUGGCCCAGUGGUGUAUGCAGUGCUGUAUUAAGCAUGAGGACAACCGCCAGAGCUUGGUGUCCCUGGGUGCAGUGGGUGCACUUGUGUCAGUCUUGCAAACCCACCGCACCAAUUCCAGGGUGGUGCGAGUGGUGUGCAAGGCCUUGAGAGUGUUCACCUUGGAUGACGAUGUGCGGCAAGCCUUUGGUAAAGCCCAUGAACAUGCACGUUUCUUAGCUGAGGAGCAUAAUCUCAUUGCAGUUUGUUUGGAGCUGAUCAAAGAGUGGUUAAAUGAUGCAGACACCACUAGUGAGCUCCUGUCCACUGUGGCAAAGCUGUGUGUGCGUGCUGAGUACUGCCAGGAAGCCUUGGACCGGGGGGCACUGCUGGUCAUCAAUGACGUCCUCAUCUCCUUCCCAGACCGUCCAAUUCUGAACAAGCAAGCACUGUCCCUCCUGAAGGCACUGGUGGGUAAUGACCGGGUGAAGGAGGCAGCCAUGAAGUCUGGUGUCUCCCAGCUGAUAGUAGCAGCAAUGAGCAAACAUCAGAUGGAAUGCACUGUAUGUGAAGAGGCUUGUGGGGCUGUCUCUAUGCUGGCCCUGCGUGUCCCAGCCAAUGCUAAGCAGCUAGUAGAGGAUGGGGCUGGCCAGGCAGUGGUGAGGGUCAUGGAGGCACACCCAAAUGCCAAGCAGCUUCAGAAGCUGGGCUGCAUGGCAAUACGAAACAUGGUGUCUCGACUGCCAGAGAACAAGCGUGUCUUUGUGGAGUAUGGAGUAGAGGGAGUGAUCCAUACAGCUCUCAAGAUCCAUGGGGAGGCAGUUAAGGAUAUGGCUCAAGCUGCCCUCAGGGACCUGGACCUCAAGGUGGAAUUAGUGGAGCAAUGGAGGGGCACUGGCCAUGAAAUCAGCCGCUGAGUACACCACUACCAGCUGCCUGCUGCUAUUGCUGCCACUGGUCCUUGCAGGCAGUCCAUCUCUGGCACUGCUGUGGAGAAGCAAUAUAUUUUAGUCUCAAGCUUUCAUACUCAGGAAUAAUGCAGUGGAAUCUUAUGGUGGGUAAUCUUGGGUGACAGAUCUGCUAUACAAGCCCAACCCUCUGCUACUAUUGUCACAUAAGUUACCUAAGUUACCUUAAAACUACUUCAGCCAUUCUUAAUCAAUAUUACAGAUGAAAGUUUUAUUGUGGAUGAUCACAUCCUGUUUAUAGUAGUUUUGCAAUGAUAAAGCAGUUGAAAAUUGCUGACUAGAUAUAAUAACACAAUCAUAUAAAAUGUGAUCAAUUAGCAACCAAAUUAUCACAUUAUUUAUAUUUCCUUUCUGCUUGUCUUUACCUGGUUUCAAAAUAAUAGUGGCUGAUUCCUUUAUUUAUUUAUUUAUUUUUAAUUUUAUUUUUUUUAUUUCUUUUAUUUGUCAAACAGCUUUGCUUCUUUUGUGUGCAUAAGGACACUAUUUUCUGCCUUAGUUUCAUCAUUUGUGAUUUUCCAUAGGCAUGAAUAACUUCUCACUUCCUCAACUUCCAGAUAUUCUCACUUCCUCAACUUCCAGAUAUUCUUUUUUGGUCUUAAUUUUUUUUUUUUUUAAGUACAUUUGUUAGCUUUUUUUUUUUUUUUUUAAGUACAUUUGUUAUUUUUUAUUUAUUUAUUUAUUUAUUUUUUUUUUCCUCAAGCUCAAAACAUCAUGAUGAAAUGCAGAAAUUAUCAGCUGCACACAUUUUAAUGAGAUGCCAUUAAGGCAAAACUUCCAAUAACAUAGUGAGACAAAUAAAUAGUGUUGGGCUUUGGAGAAAGCCUUCUAGUGUUCUAAAAAUUAGUAUUCAUGAAUGUCGAGUUUAAAAGUAUGAUGAUGAGCUUUCAUAUUGGCAUGUUUAUCAUGAUAACUCAUGAUAAGCAAAUACUAAAUCUAUUUUUCUAUAAUUACCAUAUUACAGCUAUUUUCAUAUUUCUAUUUUUCUAUAAAUACCAUAAUACAGCUUUUUUCAUAUUUCUAUCAUAAUAUUCGUUUUAUAUUAUAUCAAGGCAAGCUGAGCAAGUGACAGUGACAGCAAAAGAAGGCAAAAAACAUUAUCUUCUGGGGUGUCAAGGCACUAUCAUGGUUUUCGGUGCUGCAGUGAUGGCAUUGCACCAACAAGUGCAAUAGUAGUAGAGGGUUGGGUAGUUGGGUGUAGCACUAAUGUUAUAUCUUUUGUAUUAGAUAUAAUGGAUGUUGCAUACCAUAACUUCCACAAGGGUUGGACAACUAACAAAUGCCAAAGCUCCAACCAUUCAUUCAUGCGUCUUUAAAACUGACCUGGAACAUAAAUUUGAAGAAUUCUUAGAAGUACAGUGGAGACUCAAUACUUGAAUGUCUAAAUACUCAAACUUUUCAAUACUCAAACAUAAAAGUUUGAUUUAAUUCUCAAAAAAAUACCUGACAGUUGAAUGUCCACACACAUGGCUGUAAACAAGGCUCCCUGGUAUGUUGACUUGUGCUGCCUCAGUUAUCAGAAUAACAUUCUCCUGCAUUCUGUCUGUAGUUUUUCAUAUUUUAAAUUUACAUUAACACCAAAGGCUUAUUAGUGGUGAAAAUACCUGGUAAUCAAACGGCCACACAUUUGGUCGUAUAUAAAGCUCUGUCAUCUUUCUCAUAGCCGCCAUUGUACCAUUAUGAUAUUGUAUUACUGGUAAUACCGUAAUGCCGGCAAUACUAGUAUUACUGUAAUACUGGUAUACCAGAUGCCGGUGUAUAUCCCUAGUCCUUCUGCAGUUUUGAGAAAAACAUUCUUUUACAAUGGUACCAAAGAGGCUUAUUAGUGAUGAAAUAAGGAAUCUGGUGAGAGAGUAAGUGUUAAUGAGCCACAGCACUCCAUUAGUGGAUUUACAGGAAUCACACCCGAGUUACAAAGACAUUUUUAUCGAUGGUGACUUAUCCUCCAGUGACCUCCCUUCUCCUCCUCACCCUUCUCCCCUCCUCUUCUAAGUUAUCCACCAGCCUUCACUUACGGUAUGUACAAAUAAAAAUUGUUAAAAAUAUACAUUUAAAUUUAUAUAAGCCUGAGGUUUUGCUAAGAUUAGAACAAAUUAUCUGAUUUAUUGGUAUCAAUGGUCAAACUUUUUAAUACUCGAACAGCCAUUUGGAACAAAUGAAGUUUGAGUAUUGAGUCUCCACUGUAUUAAAAAAGAAAAUUGUUGAAUUAUGAUUAAUAAAAUGAGUUACUAUUGAUAUACCAAGGUUGAACUGAACAGCUUUGUACCAAACUGAUAAUUUCUAGAUGGGCAACAAUUGGCAUUACAGAUAAUGAUAUUGACUUUUCAAAUUUAAUAUGAAUUAUGAAGUAUAUUUAGUAAACGAAAUAUUUGAAAAAAUACUACCAUAGAAAAUUACUUUAUAACUUCCAGUUUGACCUUAAGGAUAAUAAAGUGGUUGGCAGCUGACACAAGUGAUGAGAGCAUUAUUACAAGUCAUCAGUUCAGAUAGCAAAAUUGUCUGCAGAGUCAUUAAUGCAACUCCUUUAGAAAACUUUGAAUCAUGAGGUAUUACAGAAGUAUUUUUGCUGUGACUGUUAUUCCCUUGAUGGAGACCAGUAAUAUGAACACCACUCUGGACACCAAUUAGUGGAAUGGCUGUAUUCCAGUAACAUUUAUAAUCAGUGUGAUUAUAGCUAAUUAUUGUUGAAAAGUAUAAUUGUAAAACAUAGAUUAAAAAGUGUCAAUAUUUGCUUUCCAUUCUUCCUACCAUGGGAAAUUGUGGCAAUUAAAAUCUACAUACAGAAUAUUUGAAAAUAUGUUUUUUAAGAGUUAUCCUGCAAGCUUUGUUGAAUAGUCAAUUCAGUUGCACACACAAUAGUAAAAUGGUGUUCACUUAGAUUAAUGGUUCCAACUUAGUUUAAACCCAUAUCCUUGAUGGGACCAGUCAUAGUUGAAAAGCUAAACUUUCAUUUUCAUUUAAUUUCCUGUUCACAGGUUAAAGUUCAGUUAGUAUGCCUCAUAUCAGAAUGAAUUCCUAUGGUUUGAAAUUUACAUGGUGCUCUAAGCACAUGAAUGAGUAUGACAUGGGAAAGUUGUGUUUACAACAUUUACAUUUACAUUAACUACCAAGAAAUUUCAUAAGAAAUUCUCUUAGAUUAUGGGUCGUACAGCUUCGUUUCUCAGUUUCUCAAAUGCAAGAACCUUAUCUAGGACAAAUAAGAUUUAAUUCUCUAUCUUUCAUGUAUUUUAGUUCAUGAACAAAUCUUGCUAUGUGCUAAACUUGUUAUUUCAGCAGUUACAGUGCUUGGAUUUGAUUUAUCACUUGGAGUAACCUAUGACAAGUCCAAACUGAUCUGGUUUGUAGCCAUAGAAGUUAAAGAUGUUCUUUACUUAGAGAAAUAUUAGGUAAAGAUUUUAAUCAAAAGUAAUGAUGAAAGGAAUUGGGUUUAUUCAAUGAAUAUAUUAAAAUGGGUAGUUAAAGAUGUUCUUUACAUUAGGUGAAGAGAAGUUCUUUUCAAAUUUAAUCAAGAGUAAUGAUGAAAGGGAUUGGAUUUAUUCAAUGAAUAUAUUAAAAUGGGUAAUUAUAAAUCAGAGGAAUAAUUACCUGUCACAGAUACAUGGUUAGGAGGUGCACUAAUGAGCAAGAGAUUGUUUUGGGCAUAAUAGUUUGUUCUAUAGUCGGUUCCAUCUAUGAAGUCCAUUCAGGGCGGGGCAGGUCACAUCGUUUACCUCUAGACAUACUGCCAAAUCAAUCUUCUUACAUGCGUCUCUCUUAUAUCCCAUCCAUGUGUUAUUUAAAAGUUAUAUAUUAUGUAGGGUAUAUAGUAAAGGAGGCUACAGUGAGUGUUGAUGAUUAGGAUUAUAACAAUGAUUUAUAAAAAUUCUAUGACAAGUGGCAGAGGAUUUUUCCAAGGUUGCCACGAUGUGGUGAUGGUGGUCAGCGUGACCCUAUGGGGUCCCUCACCUAGUUGGAGUCAGGCCAUGUCACAGCUGUGACAGCUCAUACCCAACUUCCUCUCUAGCUACGAAGCAAGAUGGAAGCUACAACCACAACUUUUACCUUAUAUAGAUGGUGUGGAAAAAAGUCAGAAAUAAAUUAUAUAUAAAUACUAAAUAAACAACAUAUAAAUUAUAUAUGUAUAGGAGAGAGAGAGAGAGAGAGAGAGAGAGAGAGAGAGAGAGAGAGAGAGAGAGAGAGAGAGAGAGAGAGAGAGAGGAUGCUUGCAGAUAGACAGGUAGGGAGACAAUUCUAAUCUGAUUUUGGUUGUUGAAAUGGCAGUGCCGCAUUCAUGGGAAUUCCGGAAUCUGCCACACCUAGAACGGACUUCACAGCUGAAACAGAUUAUAGAUAGGUAAAUUCUUUACACUAUAUGUCUGAAAUAACAAUGGAUGGCAAUUGGCAAUCAAAUAAUUCUGUGAAAGUGCAAAAGCAUUUUACAUUAUGGUGGAGAUAGCUAUAUGGAUUUAAUUUUUACAAAACUUUAACCACUGUAUUCUUUUCCCCUUGUUCUCCUUUUCUCAACACCCAUUCUAUAAGUAACUAAACUUAUUGAUUCAUGCCAUGCGUGCUCUUUGUUAUUUAGUACCCAACUCCUUACCCUUACAUGCCACAUGAAGUUCAGAAUUUAAAAAUUUUCCCUUGGUAUGUUGUAAUAAUUGAAAUGAUGAACAUUAAUGUACUAUGACUUGUGCUUGUUCCUUGUUUUUAGGAAUUAGAGUGAAAAGGCUGUGAAAACUCUUUUAGUACUUAUAUUUGACACCCAGUUUUCAGAAUAAAUAUUUCCCACCCAGUUCUCAGAUUAAUUUCCUCAUUUCCUUAAACUCACUGCUCAGAUCAUUAAAUUUGGCUAUUGAUAUAUGGGUACUGAUUCAUUAAUUGAUGGAGCAAAACUACGGAUCUAAAGCAAGAAACAGAUGGGAUGGUAUCAGAUGGGUGUUUUCUGCACAGUAUUGGGUACAUUUCAAUUCCUGUGGUGCUUGAGUGGCAUGAUGGCUCAGGUGAUGGUGCUUUGAAGGUUAGUGUCAAAAGAAAUUAACAUGUGGGAUUUAGGUAAAACAAGAUAAUUUAUUAACUAACAAUCCACUUUAGUCAUCAAGCUUUAACUAUAUUAAUAAGCAACAGCUUGUUCAGCUUUCAAUGUUUACAAAUAUGCUGCCCUCACCUACCUGGCCUCUUAUCUGAUGAACCUAGAAAACUUUUGUUUUAUGAGGUGCAUUUUAUUAAACCUACAAGGAUUGACUGCUUAAAACAAGACUUAGAUAUUUAUAAAUUAACCCUUUUACUAGUAUGGUCUUUUAUAUGGCCAGCGUAUGUCAGUGCAUACAGGGUGGUGUUAAACAAAAUAAUAUUAAAUGUGAAUAACAUUUGUUGCAAUAUAUUAUCAAGUUAAUCAGAAAGAAAUCAAAUUAAAGUUACCAGAAAAAUCAUUCUUCUAAGUAUACCUUUCCUUUUGUUGAAUAAUACAAGUUACAGAUUAAAGCUUUCAUACUUAAUAAAGGAAUUAACUAAUUAAUGACCAUGAGUCUCUAAUGUUGCACUGCUAUGAAUCUGGUUGGUCAGGAGGGUUUGCCAACUGGUUUCCUUUUCAGGCAUGAGAACAAAUUACAUGGUCUUGGAAAGGAGCAUGUGAUAUAUACUACUGAAAGGUGCACAAAGAUAGUAUUAUAAUGCUAUGUCUUGAGAAGAUUGUUUAUUAAAAAUAUGUACUGUCAAAAUUUAUUGAUGAAGCUUAUGAAGCGUAACAUGUUUAAUGAAUUUAAAUUAUAUUUAUGUUCCUUAUAAACUAUUUUCUUGUAUUUAGUAAUAGCAACUUUUUAGUCUUAUUAAGAAUGGCAGUAUGAAUUGAUCUGUAGCACACAAGAUUUAUAGACACUGCAAUCUUCUUAGUAAUCUAUCUUUGCAUCAGAUCUCAAAGUAUAUAUAAUUUUUACUUUUCUGCAUUUAACACACUCAGUAUUGCAAGCACCUUGUUUACUGCCCUGUAAGAUCUCCAUAAAUAUUUUAGGGUGAUAAAUACUCAAUUUUCCCCUAUCACAGGCAGGUAGCUUUAACAGUAUAUAUACUUUUGUAUUGCUUUAAGAAAAAAAUUACUUGUACAAGUAUAA
Molecule: messenger RNA, 7651 nt
Organism: Portunus trituberculatus (swimming crab)
Lineage: Eukaryota; Metazoa; Arthropoda; Malacostraca; Decapoda; Portunidae
Product: armadillo repeat-containing protein 6-like
Exons: 9
Coding region: 96-1517 (473 amino acids)
Biological process (GO): hematopoietic progenitor cell differentiation
Molecular function (GO): protein binding
Source: RefSeq, a predicted model, not a curated record